AUGAGAAAAACAAACAAUAAAGGACCAUCCUCUAAUAGUCAUGAGUUUUCUGAUCACGGAGGACACAACAUGUUUCAGUUGUCAGGCUUCACAACAAUAGCUCAAAGUAUUCACGCCCUCAUAAUGGCUCUUGACAAUUCUGAUGAAAUCAAUAUUCUUAUCAUCCUCAAUCAGCUCUCUAUAGAGCUUGCAAUUAUUCAAGAAGACCUCUUGGCUGCUAUACCCCUCGAUCCUCUGGUCACUGCCUUCGCCACUUGUCUGCAAAUUGACCAUUAUCGUUAUAUUAAUUAUAGAGAAGUUCAAUGCAAUUCUCGAAGGACUACUUCCACUCGUAUUAACCCUUCGCCUGAUCGCCAACUAGUACACAACCUUAAAAAGGAUGCUCUUGUUGGAUAAGGGCUUGCACUUGCUUAACAGUAGUUGGAUGAAUUAUAUUAUUGAGUCGAGCUUCAAAAAGGUUGCCUACGAUGAAAAAUCCAAAAGGGGUUAACUUUUCUGGUUGACUCUCAAAAGUGUAAAUCCAAACCCAGGGCGCAACUCCUGGUUUCACGCUGGAAAACAGUCCAAUUGGUGAGGAAAUAUACAGCUGCACUGUUGGAAGAUUCCUUUCCAACUCUUAGUUCAAUUCCCCUCCAAGACAAAACUGGCAUUGAAGUUAAGUAUGCAGUCGGAAACUUCGACUAUAGUUCACCAGACAAAGAAAGACCUGCUGGAUGCAUAUUCCCGAACACUAUCCUCUCUUACUCAAGGUCCCUGCAUAUCUUUGGGGUAUAACCUACAAGAGUUAAAAGGGGUGUGCUGUUUCGCCAUUUUAAUGUAUAUCUCUACAAAUUGACCAUUUUCCUGACAUAGUACUCCAAGCAAUUUCUUGCUUGAUGACUAUGCUGGACACGUUACCUAACAUAGCUGGGCUAUUCAUAGCAAGAGGAGGCAUAGGGAUUCUCAGUACAAAACUCGCAAAUUUUGAAUUUAUUGAUGUCGCUGAGCAGGCAAUUAAAUUACUUGAAAAAAUUUCGUAUGAGUCUACAUCAGAAAUCAUAAUGGACAGAGUUUUUGAAAAUUUGGUAAAUACAUUAGAGUUUUAUGAUAAAGAGACACAAAAAAGAAUAUGGAGUAUAUUAUAAGCUGCAUUAAAUCAUAAAAAUUUUAUUUUUUAUAUAAAUUAUCGCUAAAAUUAAUUUAGUAUACUAUAAUCGUAAAUAUUGCAAAAUCAUUGACAUCACAAAAAUUUUUUUUGCAAUAUAUCGUCCCUAUGCUACCUAGCAUUUUAUCAAUGAUGACGUAUAGAGGCGCAGACCAUUGUCUACAAACUGAGUCUGCUAUUGAUUUCUUAAUAGCUUUAUUAGAAAACCUAGCCAGACUGUUUUCAAAAGACUUGAAGGAGCUUAAAGCUCACUUGCAAAGUAUGGGAGAGCAAGGGAUACUUAAUAAUAUAUUAGGAAUUGUCCAUGAAGCUCCAGUAUUGGAAAUGAAAAUUUUUAAAUUAUUAGGAUUAAUAUGUCGAUGCUCGUCAGCGCUCAGCAUUAGCCUGAUUAAUCUUGGGAUUGGUCCGAUCCUUAAAGAAGCUCUUGAAAAAGGGUUCGAUAAAGACUAUUUUUUUGAUGCUUUGCAACUAAUUGACACAAUUCUGCCUGAAGACUUCACUAAAGACCCAAUAGUAAAAGAAAAAGCGUAUGCAUUUAGAAAACAUACAAGAUAUAUUAGAAACUUGGGGGAAAAUUUGACAUCGAGUCUAAUUUUGUGCUAUCAAACGUGUAUUAAUAAAGAAGAAGAAAGUUUGAUUGUGAAUAGUUUGGUAAAAAUUUUUGUUAUGGCCCACUCAGAGUAUUUAUUAACGUUUACCAACUCACAAGCUAUAGCAAGCUUUUUAUCGGAAGUCUUACAUUAAUAUUUAUCUUACUUAUUCGGAAGCCCUCUGUAAUCCUUGAAGGACUAUAUUAACCCGGAACGCCCUCUUCAGUUGCUCUCCUGUUUGUACACGACUUUACAAAGGAAAAUCAUUUCGGAAGAGGCUCUGCACUCGCUAUCUGAUAUUUGAAUAAGCCGCGCCACCAUGUUUACCUCUUCCUAACUAUCGGAAUCAUUUCCAUCUGAGGUAAAAAUCUGGAUUUGGAGUAAAGCUUGCGUCGGCUAACCUGACAUUGCGUUUCACAAAGCAAAUAAAAACCUUGCAGAUACAACAUUCCGAACAUCAUCCUCCCUUCCUCGAGGUCCUGUGCACCUUGUGAGAUGCCAGCAGCAGGAAUUAAGAGGGUAGCUUGGUUCGCCAUUUUAAUGUAUUGCAAUUGCCCGAGGAUGGCGCUAUCUCGCGCCAUCCUCGGGCAAUUUAAAAAAGGGCCCACACCGGGAAUUGAACCCACGUGUGGGGCAUUUUUGGUGCGUGGAAGUCGAUGUUCUCCAAAUACCAAAAAUGGCCCCACACGUGGGUUCAAUUCCCGGUGUGGGGUCAUUUUUGAAGUCUUGCAUUCAAGCUACCCAACUGUAAUUUUAAGCGGACUGAAAAUUGUAAAUAUUUGUUAUGAUAAAAUUCCUCAAGAAAUUUCUGAACUUUUUAAUGAGGUCUAUGCUAAAUUAUGGCGAAAUAAUUUAUUGAGGCAUUUUAAUAAGCUAUUUAAUGUAAAAAGUAUAUAAGAGAAGGCAUUGUAUAUAAAGCUCAAUUAUUCAAUAAUCAGGAUGCAAGUAAACAAGUUCCUCAAAUAAGAAAAUCAAUUAAUAAUAUUGGCGAAGAAAAUACCCUCCAACCUCCAGAUGACUGAAAAAUGCCAAGACGUAUAAAUAGGACUGGGACUGAGCCGCCGCCUGAGUUUUUUCCAACAUUUAAAACGCUUACCUAUGAAAGAGGAUUUCACAAAAACGAAAUAAAAAGAGAAAGCUCCGCUAUAAUUGCUAAAGCAGACCAGCUAGAAAACAAAAAAGCUUUGCGCGUUGCCAAAGACCUUAAAAAACUUGCAAGAAAAUUAUUCCAAAAUGAAACUGCACAAGAAAUUUGAAGCAGACUAAUUGAAAUGCUGGAAGGUGAAAAAUGUCCAAGUUUAUUUGAGUUUAGUAAUUCAGGACUUGUGGAAGCUAUAUGAAGGUGAUUCAGUGAAGGGGAUUUGGAGGAUAAUAAAUCAUGCAAAGUUUUUAUAUGAAGGCUGCAAGAGUUUUUACAUGAGUUUAUUAAAGAAAAUAAUAAAGGAGAAUAUCGCUUGAUCACUUUAAUUAGACUGCUUGAAGGUGCUGGAAAUUAUGACCACAAGUUCAUAGAAAAAGACCCUGAGCCUGCUUUGGUUAGGCCAAAUAACAAGGAGCUUGCUCAAAAAACACGUUUGGUUUUUGAUUUCGCACCAAAUGAAGCUGAAAUCAUUAAUCAAGAAUAUAAGCAUGAGCUAGCUGGGAAAAUGGCUUUUUUUGCAAAAAAUAGCAAAUUUAAUAUUAUAGCUGAAAAUUCAAUUCCGUUUGAUGAGAUAAAAACUGCCUUAUUAAGGAUAAGAGAUAAAGAAGAAUUAAACGUCUUUAAAAACGUUUUUAAAAAAAAUGCUGCAUUUAAUCAAAAAACACAAAAAUUAGAAACAAUUAGUGCCAAGCAUAAAAUGCUAAUUACUUCUAAAGAUCUCAAACCCCUUAAGCACAGCAACCACUUUGAAGUCGCUCAAAAAACCAAAUCAAAGCCUGAUGAAAUCGAAGUAAUCACGACAAUAAAUGGCCAAGAAAUAGAACCCGGGCUAUGCGUUUAUGACUUGCUCAUUAAAUAUGGCAGAUUUGAAGAAAUAAAAUUCCGAUUUUCUCCCCCCAGGCGUAUCUCAAAAGAAUGCAAGUUUCUCUGAGACUCAGUCUCAAUUUACAAAGACUUGAUCAAAGAAAGUCAAAAAACAGGCUUAGACAGCACUGAAGAAGCAAAAAUAAUACCCUAUCUCAGCCUCCUUAAAUUCUUUUACAAAGUGAAUAGUUUUUUGCCUUUGAUUUUAUCCCCUUCCUCGCUUUUAUUUAAAUCCUCAGAACCUCAAAGCAUUGUUUAUCCAAUCCACGAAAAUUAUUUUAAAUCUAAUAAGAUCAGCAUCCAAUUAUCAAGGCAUUUGCAAGAAGAAAACUCAGACUUACCAAGCUGGGCUGCAUCACUUCUUCAAGAAUGCAAAUUUUUAGUCCCUUAUCCUAUUAAGUUCGGGAUUUUUAGAUAUAUAGGAAUAGAAAAAAUGAGCAGCUUAUGGAAAGAAGGGAUACCGAAUAAGCAAAAAAUAAGGAUAAAUAGAGAAAAAAUGCUAGAAAAUGCGAUGUUUGUGAUGUCGGAUGCUACAUUAUUGAAGAUGGGACCGAUUGAGUUUGAGUAUGAAAAUGAAGUUGGGACUGGAAUAGGCCCGACUCAAGAGUUUUAUAGCUUGGUCGGAAGGUCUAUAAGAAAUCUCAGAAUUUGGAGAAAUUCAGGAGAAGAGUUGGGACUGUUUCCGUCACCAUUGCAGUCAGCUGGAAAAAAUGCUUUGAAAUAUUUUUCAUUUAUAGGAAGACUUGUAGGAAAAUCACUGCUUGAUGAAAAACAGCUGGAUUUGCCUUUAUCUUCAGUGUUUUGGAAAUUAGUUAUGAACGAGAAUAUUACGAUGAAUGACAUUUUGAGCAUUGAUAAAACACUUGGGAAAACCUUAUUUGAUUUAUAUUGUUUUCUAUGAGUUCAAUUAAUUCAAUACUAUUUUUUAAUUAAAUAAAUUUAAUAAUAAGCAAUAUAUAUGAAAUUGUUAAUAAAAGAAACAGCUCAAAAGAUAGAAAGGGAGACUACUCGUAUAAAGGAGCUAGAAUUAAGGACUUAGGACUUACAUUUACCCUGCCUGGAUAUGAUGAAAUUGAGCUAAAGCCUAACGGAAAAAAUAUUUCUCUGACAUUGCAUAAUUUAGAAGAGUAUAUUUGCCUGAUUGCUAACUUCCCCUCUUUCUUUGAGCGGACAAAUAAUUUUUAUUUACAAAAUAUUUUUAUAAACUUUUUUUCUGAAAUUUAAAAAAAAAUCCCAAUUUAGGAAAAUUGGAAAGUUAAAAUAAUUUAAUUUGAAAAAUUUAUGUUUAAAAAUGCAAGCUGUUUAGAAAUUCAACAGAAUGGGAUCGAUUUUAUUAUGAUAUUGAUCAUUUAUAUAUAAAAAAAUUUUUAUGUUCGCUCACGAAGGUAGGUGGAGUAAGCACUCUUUAAUGCAAGAAUCCCAAGCUGUUGCAUUUCGUGAAGGGCUGGAUUCCGUGAUUCCAUAUGAUCUUCUAAAAGGAUUUACAGGAGAAGAGCUUGAGACUAUGAUUUGUGGCGAAAUCGACGAGUCAUGGGAUAUAGACACUUUAAAAGAAUCAAUAGUCCCUGAUCAUGGCUACACCCACUCUUCCCAAACUAUCCAAAAUCUUCUCAUCAUAAUUUCUCAAUUUUCUGCUUCUGAGCGUCGAACAUUUUUACAGUUUGUCACAGGCUCCUCAAGACUUCCUAUCGGCGGAUUUCCCAACUUAUCCCCAAAACUCACAGUCGUUAAAAAAGAGCCAAGCAUGCCUGGCGCUCACCCUGACGAAUAUUUACCCUCUGUAAUGACCUGCCAAAACUACUUAAAAAUCCCCGAAUAUUCCUCAAUCGACAUUUUGCAAAGAAAUUUGAAAUACGCCAUGGAAGAAGGCCACGAGGCUUUUCACCUUUCUUAA
Molecule: messenger RNA, 5633 nt
Organism: Blepharisma stoltei
Lineage: Eukaryota; Ciliophora; Heterotrichea; Heterotrichida; Blepharismidae
Source: the annotation of a GenBank genome assembly